GUCGGUUGCUUGUCAACAUGGCGGCGGCGUCGCCACCUCUGCCGUUUCCAGGCAAGGUCGCCGCUGCGGCAGCUGCCACAGCCGAGAGCGCCGCUGUGCGGGAACCGGAGCUGCGGCGGCCAACUUUCCCGCCGCAGUGACGCGAGGUUUGAGAGACGGAGUGCUGGGAGGGCCGGAGGAGACAGCAGGAGCUGCCAUGAGGGAGGCUCUCGGGGCUAGCCGGGAGGCGGCGCUGAGGUGAAGGAUGCUGACCAGGAGGCCUGGAGCCCGGAGCGCGGUCGCCGGACUGGGCACUGAAUCCUCGGACACCCACGUCAAAGCCCCCCUCAGCCCUCGCUUGAGCGGCGGGCGUCACCGACCUGGCGCCUACCUAGAUAUGAAAAUUCAUUUUGAGAAAAAUUUAGAAGAAGAGCGCCAAAUAUUACUGCAGCAACAAAAAAUAUGUCGAAAUCGAGCACGUAAAUAUUUUGUGGAGUCAAACCGGAGAAAAAAAGCUUUUGAAGAAAAACGAAAAGAACAAGAAGAAAGAGAACACCAAAUCAGAGAACAGAUACUUCAACAACGAAAACAGAAGGUGGAAGAAGUUACUGAAAAAUUCCAGCGUGCCCAUAUUCCUUUUUCACAGCGGAAGAGAACAGUUCUUCAAAGACCAGUUCUUCCAUUAGAAGAUGCCCUCAAACAAAUUCAGGAAUCCAACCUAAAAUCAGAAGUAAACCUUCCCUCUUCCCACAGACCAAUAAUAAACUGGAGAGCUAUAGAUAAUGACUUGCCUUCAUCAUUGUCAAAAAAUGAUCAUAAGCAUCAGAAAUAUCUCAUAUCCAAAAUCAGUUGUGGUCAAGAAAUGGAAAACAGCAAGGCAAACUUGACUACUAACAAAGAUGCAUUCCAGCUUAAACUGGAGGAAACGCAGAAACUCCUAGAAGAUCAGCAUCUAAGCAGUUUGCAAAAAUUUCGUGAUGAAGUUAAUCAGAUAAUAAAUUCUGAAACCCUCUCAAGUAUAGACAGUCUUGAGGCUGGGGAACGUGAAGAAAUGUAUUUAACACUUAAUAAGGAGCCUUCCACAUCAGUCCAGCAGCAGAAUUCUAUUUCCCUCAAAUCAGCAAAUCUGCAAUCAACUAAUCUAAGCUGCUUUGAUGAAGAUAAACUGUCAUUCUCUAAAACUCAACACAUAAAUAAUUGGCUUGUAAAUAUAGAUGAUCCAAAUAUUUUCUCAGAUAUUUUUAGUAAACCUAAUGUUCUCCCUGACUCAAGUAAAUGUUUUAAUAGUAAAGAACAAAAUCCAUCUACUCUGAGUAGAACUGUGGAAAGAGACAUAAAUACUGCUAAUAAUUCAGUAGCCAUUCUAUAUAGUCCAUCCAUAUUUGUACAAAAUAAAAAAAGCAAAAACACAUCUGAAACUAGUGUUAUAAGGACAACUGACUCUUCUGGAGCAUUCAAAAGAGAAAGACCGUUAGUUUCCGAGAGUCCAAAAUUUAAAUUCAGCAAAGCCUGGGCCACUCCAGAUUCUCUAACCCAGGAAAUCACAAUAAUUUCAGACCAAGAGAAAUAUUCUGAAAUGACACAAGAAAAUAGAACUACUUCAGUUCCUACUUCAUUUGUACCUUUGGCAACACCUUUAGUUUUGCCAUUGAAUACACAAUCAGCUAGGCCUUUACCAAAGAGCAGUAUACACAUAAAAGAAAUUGACCCAGUGCAGUGUUCUGAUAAGUUAGGGGAAAUGAAAGACGUUAAAGAUGAAAAGACAAAAUAUUUUAAUUGUAAUGAGGAAGAGUUGUCUUUAUUUUCAGAUAAUUUUCAAGCCACCUAUAUACUUCACAACUCUGAUUCAGAAGAUGAAAAACAGAAAAUAUCUGAAGCAUCAAAAUCAUUGUCUAAUAUAAUUUCUAAUUGUGACUUAGUCAGUCAGCACAAGAAAAUGAAAUACAAUAUUUGUGAGAAGAAUAGUGUGAGAUUUCUUAAAAGUAUUUUAAAGAAAGAAUCUAAAUACGAGCGUGAUUAUUUUAAGGCACUGGUUACAAACCAAGGCUUUAAGUUAGGAAAUCAAAAAGCAGCAGUUAUCAGAGAUAGUAUUGAAUUAACAAAAGAAAAAGGAAAAAGUGCAGAAACUCCAAAAACUAUUAAAAAACUGAGAUGGUUUGAUGAAACUGGCAAUACAAGGAAAAAUGUUGAAGAUAGUCAUUUGCUGAAGGGUAGAAAAAGAGUAUCCCAACAGUGGUCUCAACCAUUCCACAUUCGCUCUAAAAGUGGUGCUGCCAGCAACAUGCCUAGUAUUCCUGCUUCUGCUGUGGAUUCUGCUAAUAAGAAAGAGCCCGAGGAUGAUUUUAUCUCUGAAAACCUCACUGCUUUAGGAGGAUCUGGAAUAGACCAUGUGCCUUUGAACUGCUGUAUACCUUCAGAUUAUAGCACUGCUAAACAAGCCUGGCCAGACUCCACAGAGGAGGAAACUAUAUCCCCUGCAAAGAGUGGUGGUUCCAAAACUCAGAAAACUAACCCACAAAGGAGUGAAGCCAAAGUCGUUAGAAGAGCAAGGUCUGCUAAAGUCCAGUCAGGCUUUGUAUGUGUGAACAGAAAAGGCCCUGUUAUUCGACCACAGUCUGCGAGCAAAGCCAGCACAUUUUUACAAGCUCAGGGUAAAUUAAUUGUACCUCAUCCUCCUCCUCCAUCUCAAUUAAAUAUUAGAAGUUGUAAAAAUAUACAAGUAUCUCAGUGUCAGUCUGUAAUGCCUGAAAAUUCUCAAAACAUCAGUACAUGUAACUACUUUAAUUCAAAACAUAUGCUUCCAACAGAACACAAGUUGAAUCAGUGGAAUCAAGAAAGUAGUCUUCCACUCCCUCAUGUUUGUUCUGACUUAGACACUGUGAUGCCAGCUCUACCAUAUUGUUCUUCUGAGUGCCAAACAUUAACGAAAAUAAAUCAUUCAAAUGGCAGUCAAGCUGUUGCCCUACAAGAUGGGACGUUAUAUUGCCCCCAAAGAUGUCCAACAUAUGAAGAAAGUCAUCCCUCUGUGACUCUUAAAACUACUAGAGAAGAACUGGUUCCCAUGUGGAAAAGACAGCAUAAUAUUCUGGGUCAAAAUGAAAAGGCUGCUGAUUCUAGUGUUAGAAGAAGAAAACGAAUUGUCGAAAAUAAGCACAAAAGUCUUUUAGAGCAAAAAAGACAAAACCCUGGAUCUGCAGGACAGAAGUACAGUGAGCAGAUGAAUAAUUUUGGGCAAAGUAUCCAGCUAAGUUCAAAUGAGCCAAAACAAACUACAAAGGGUACUUCUAAUAUUGAAGAAGUUUCAGGCAGUACUUCUGAAUUUUUGAUGGCUGAAAAUCUAGUGAAAGCUUCAGUGCCUGAGGAUGAGAUUCUAACUGUCAUGAAUAGCAAGCAGCUACAGCAGACAAAUCUGUCUUUAAAUAAAAUGCAGCAAUUUAACAUCUGUGCACUAUCAGCUGAAGAAAAAAAGAUCCUACAGUCCCUCAAUCAUCUCAAUGAAAGGUUAUACUAUAUACAAGAAAUCAUUUGCAAAAAUCCAUCCAUCAAAAGUACUUUACAAAUAAUACCACUUCUGAAUAGCCAGCCAAGGACCAGUCCAUCUCCUGAUGUUGGAUCCAGAUCACAGAGAAAAUACUGAUGAGUAUAACAGUAACUAUUAAAUGGGAUCAUUAUUUUUUAGAAUCUCCUGUAAAUAUAUAUUUAUGUGUUUGUUAACUAUUAAAAUACUAUAACCAUCAAAUAACAUGAACAAUGGAGAUAACUGAUUUACAUUUAUGCUAUAAAUAAUACUUUAUUAUGUAUUUUAUUGAUAAAUACAUUUUUAAUAAAUGAAAAUACUUCACUGUUUUUAAUGAGAAUGCUACUGGAAAUAAAUUCAGUGUAUUUAAAAACAAA
Molecule: messenger RNA, 3873 nt
Organism: Odocoileus virginianus texanus
Lineage: Eukaryota; Metazoa; Chordata; Mammalia; Artiodactyla; Cervidae
Gene: CEP126
Product: centrosomal protein 126
Biological process (GO): non-motile cilium assembly; mitotic spindle organization; cytoplasmic microtubule organization
Cellular component (GO): ciliary base; midbody; centrosome
Source: RefSeq, a predicted model, not a curated record